AUUGUGACUGAGUGUCGGAUUAACCAGCAGCAGCAGCCUCUUCUCCUCUAAUCAUCCUCUCAUCUUCUUCUCUUUUUCUAUUCUUCUUCUAUUCUUUUUAUCCUCUCAUCCUCCUCUCAUCCUCCUCUCUCUCUCCUCAUCCUCUCAUCCUCCUCUCAUCCUCUCAUCCUCUCUUCCUCUCCUCCUCGGUGAUGCGUCCUCCCACUCCGGAUCUCUGAUCCUCCAUCAUCUUCUUCUGCUGCUGCUUGUGCGGUCCGGUUCCAGGUCCGGUUCCAGGUCCGGUUCCAGGUCCGGUUGCAGGGAUGCCGGUUCUGGUUUCUCCGGUCUGAGCCGUCAGAGAACUGGUGUGAAGGUAGAUCCAGUCCAGUCCCAGGACCUGAACCAGGACCUGAACCAGGACCUGAACCAGGACCUGAACCAGGACCUGAACCAGGACCUGAACCAGGACCUGAACCCAGGACCCCCCAGGACUCCCCAGGACCCCCCAGUCCCCCUCAGCUCCACCAGGUCUGGACCGACCCCCCCCAGGACCUGGACCUUCAUGCGUCUCCCAGAAUCCUCCUCCUCCACCUCCACCUCCACCAUGAGCUGUGAGCAGGAGUUUGGAGACGGGGCCGCCGGCGUCACGCUAACGCUGCGCCUCCUCAUGCACGGAAAGGAAGUUGGAAGCAUCAUUGGGAAGAAAGGAGAAACUGUGAAGAGAAUACGAGAAGAGAGCAGCGCCAGGAUCAACAUCUCGGAGGGUUCCUGUCCAGAGAGAAUCAUCACCAUCACCGGACCGACAGACUGCUGCUUCAGAGCCUUCACCAUGAUCACACUGAAGAUGGAGGAGGACCUGGCAGCGUUGCUAGCCAACGGCACGGUGACCAGCAAGCCGCCCGUCACCCUGCGGCUCGUCAUCCCUGCUAGCCAGUGCGGCUCGCUGAUCGGCAAAGGAGGAUCCAAGAUCAAGGAGAUCCGGGAGUCUACAGGUGCUCAGGUCCAGGUAGCGGGUGAUCUCCUCCCCAACUCCACGGAGAGAGAGGUGACGAUCUCCGGCGGCCAGGACUCCGUCAUCCAGUGUGUGAGGAACAUCUGCACCGUCAUCCUGGAGUCUCCACCGAAGGGAGCAACCAUCCCGUACCGGCCCGGACCGAGUCCAGGGACGGUGAUGCUGGCAGGAAACCAGGUUUUCGAGGCGUCGGACUUCGGCUCCCAUCAUCCUCUGUUCUCGGUGUCUCAGGGAGGAGUGGACCUGCACCAGACGUACGCCGUCCAGAGCCACUACGGAAUCCACCAUUCAGAGAUGGCGAAGCUGCACCAGCUAACGAUGCACCAGCAGGGCCUGAACGCCAUCAGCCAAUCAGCAGCGCCGGUUCUACCGGUGGACGCCGGUUCCCAAACGUCUCAGGAGCUUCUCAUCCCCAACGAUCUCAUUGGCUCGAUCAUCGGCCGCCAGGGCAGCAAGAUAAACGAGAUCCGGCAGGUUUCUGGGGCCCAGAUCAAGAUCGGCAGCCAGAUGGAAAACAGCAGUGACCGGCACGUAGCCAUCACCGGCUCGCCGCUAGCCAUCAACCUGGCCCAGUACCUGAUCACUUCCUGCCUAGAGACGGCCAAAUCCACGUCCCAGUCGUCCUCCAUGCCGCCCCCCGUUGACCCGACCAUGAGCUUCACCCCCCCUGCCUCGUCCUCCUCCUCCUCCCCCCUGGGGUGCCCACCCAUGGGUGCUCCCAUGGGUGCCCCUCACCCCCACGCUCCGGCCCUGGGUGCCCCCUACGCCCUCCCCCUGUCCAGCCUGCUGGGGGUCAAAUCCCUCCCCUACCUGACCCUGACCUCCAUGUCCACCAUGUCCUCCACCCCCCCCGCCGCGCCGGGGCUCCAGGGCUCGGGGCUCCAGGGCUCGGGGCUCCAGGGUCCGGGGCUCCAGAGCUCGGGGCUCCAGGCUCCGGGGCUCCAGGGCUCGGGGCCCAACGCCGUAGCCGCGGCGGCUGCGCUAGCCUCCUACACGGCCAAGAUCUCCUCCUCCGCCAACGGGAUGAAGAAGCCGGAGAGGCAGAAGUUCUCGCCGUAUUAGUGGAGGAAAGGAAACGCCUCGGAGCUCGUCCUCCCCAGAGUCCGGACCGGCACCGUCGUCGUAGCGACCGCUAACUGAGGUUCUUUGGGCCAAUCAAAGCCUGUAAAAGCCAUAGACUCCGCCCCCUCGUCUGUGCCCCGCCCCCUCUUAUACUCGUAUAUUUAUUAAUUAUUAAUCCAGAAUAUCCUCUCAGAGUUUCUAGCACUGUUCACUGAGCUGCGGCUUUUCUGUAGCCGACCUGCAAACGACUGCUUCCUGUCUGCUCCAUUCCUUCCUUUUAUAUGAAUUUACUUUAUUUAUUUUGUGUAAAAAAUGAUUUAAACACACAAAUUUUAUCUUUUAUUAACUGUGAUUUUUUUCAAAAUACCCAUUUGAGAUGUUAUUGUUUGGAUUAUUUUUAACUUAUGAAUGAGGGUAUUAAUAUGCAGUUUUUAAGACUUUUGUUUCCAAAGUGACUGCGGGUAAACACUGUAAAAAAAACGACUACUAUUUUAGUUUAAUUUGUUGGUUUUUGUGAACAAAUUUAUUUUUUUCUUUUUGGAAAAAAGAUUCACUGUAGCCUUUUAUGCUAAUAGGUUGUUUUUGUAAGUGUAGACUUUUCACUCGUGAGUUCAUGACACCACGCUGACCCGGGACAGUCCGACCGUUAGCCCGGCCCGGAUCAGGCUAACGGUCCGACCUGGGACGGGCUAACGGUCCGACCCGGGUCAGGCUAACGGUCCGACCCGGAUUGGUCAACACACCUUCAGUAGCUGCAGACGUAUUGACUCAUGUACGGGUGGUUUAUGCUUCUGUGCAGCUCCAUGCUGUUAUAUUGGGAGGUGGGGGGGCGCUAACCCUUAGGCUAACCCUUAGGCUAACCCUAACCAACCAAUAGGUGGUCAAGAUGGUGAUCGGGAGAUACCUGGUGAUUGAUCUGACGGAUCAUGUCUCUACAUAGAAACCUGACCGGACCGGCACCGUCGUCAUAGCGACCGCUAACUGAGGUUCUUUGGGCCAAUCAAAGCCUGUAAAAGCCAUAGACUCCGCCCCCUCGUCUGUGCCCCGCUCCCUCUUAUACUCGUAUAUUUAUUAAUUAUUAAUCCAGAAUAUGCAUAUAUACAUAGAAACCUGAUAAACUCAUCUCAAUAGUCUGGAGACGAUCAAGACUAAACUCCCCCGACUAGCAAAAUAUGAGUGAAUCAACGUUGAGAUAUAGGCAGAAAUAUUGAAACCAUGUUGAAUCCAUCUUGAAACCUGGUCCGCGAGUAGAGAGAGUAGAGGCUCCAAUCUGGCCACCGAAUCAGAGUAAAAGAAAAUAAUAAUGACAGCCGUCGCAGCCGCCGACGUUGAACCACCUGCAUGCUAACCCUAACCCUUAACCCUAACUAACCCUAACUCAGAGAUACCACACCACACACCACUGACAAAGUACUUUAGUGCAUACGGAUCUCAACUGGAUGUACGAUGGAGAGUGCAACACUACCUUCUGCAAUCUCUGGAACCGCUAACGAGCGUAGGAGGCAGAAGCGUAUUGGUUCCCCUCAGGGGGCCGCAAUCACCCAACUAACCUUAACCCUAACUACCCCUAACCAACGCCAACCCUAACUCCUUAACCUAACCCCAGCUACUCCUAACUACCCCAAACCCUAACUAACCCUAACCAACACCAACCUUAACCCCUUAACCUAACUCCAGAUACUCCUAACUACCCCUAAUCCUAACUAACCUUAACCCUAACUAACUCUAACCCCUUAACUCCAACUAACCCGAACCCCUAACUAACCUUAACUAACCCUAACUAACUCUAACCCAGUGCUGCACCAUCUCCACCUUCGCAGCCUCUUCAAAAAUGCAGCAGAGACACAAAUAAUCAUGAUUAUCUGCCCGUCUACGUCUUCGAUCGAUUCCUGUAAACUCUGAACCUCAAAAAGAAAGUAAAGAACUUCUGGCUACAGCGCCGCAGAAACCCCCCCAGUGUUCGAUGAAGGAACUACAGCAUAAACGCUGCGUAGAAGCAUAAACCCCACCGUCUCCCGGGGGACACGUCUGUCCGAGUCCGUCCCACUUCACGGUUCCAGCUUCCACAGAACCAGAACCAGGAUCAGGGUAGAACCACGUAGCAGACCGGCACUCUGUCCCACCGCUAGCUAGAACGAUGAACCGGCACUCGGUCUCACUGCUAGCUAGAACGAUGAACUGGUCACGCAUUU
Molecule: messenger RNA, 4245 nt
Organism: Cololabis saira (Pacific saury)
Lineage: Eukaryota; Metazoa; Chordata; Actinopteri; Beloniformes; Belonidae
Product: poly(rC)-binding protein 2-like
Exons: 16
Coding region: 542-2053 (503 amino acids)
Biological process (GO): negative regulation of mRNA splicing, via spliceosome
Cellular component (GO): cytoplasm; nucleus
Molecular function (GO): mRNA binding
Source: RefSeq, a predicted model, not a curated record